Messenger RNA from Medicago truncatula (barrel medic), 432 nucleotides. Its product is annotated as asparagine synthetase, root [glutamine-hydrolyzing]. The record is from RefSeq and is a predicted model, not a curated record. The coding region runs from base 1 to 432 and encodes 143 amino acids. Gene Ontology annotation, cellular component: cytosol. Gene Ontology annotation, molecular function: asparagine synthase (glutamine-hydrolyzing) activity. Lineage: Eukaryota; Viridiplantae; Streptophyta; Magnoliopsida; Fabales; Fabaceae. The transcript has 3 exons.
AUGCAGCACAUUUUAUGCAGGCAGAAGGAACAAUUCAGUAAUGGUGUUGGUUAUAGUUGGAUUGACGACCUUAAAGCUCAUUGUGCAAAACAUGUGACUGAUAGAAUGAUGCUUAAUGCUGGCAAUAUCUACCCCCACAACACCCCAAACACCAAGGAAGCAUACUACUAUAGAAUGAUCUUUGAGAGGUUCUUCCCUCAGAACUCGGCAAGGCUAACUGUUCCUGGAGGACCAACUGUUGCAUGUAGCACAGCAAAAGCUGUUGAGUGGGAUGCUUCUUGGUCCAAGAACCUUGAUCCUUCUGGUAGAGCAGCACUGGAAGUUCAUGAUUCAGCUAGUGAGAACCAGAAAACCUUGGUCAACCAAACUGUAGAAUUUGAGAAGAUUAUACCACUGGAAGCUUCUCCUAUUGAGGUUGCCAUUCAGAGCUAG